AUGGCGGCGAAUUACACGGCUGUGCAUUUUGAUCGACCAAUUCCUGACACUUCAGGCCCAUUUGAGAUUACAUCGCCUCCCGGAACCGAUAUAUGGGAUAAGCCUCCUUCCACGCACUCUUUCAACGCUCCAAUCGUCUAUCAAACCACAACCGCAAGCGCAUUCAGGGCUGCCCAGGUCACCGUCUCUGCCCCUUGGAAGGACCGAUAUGACCAGGGGGGUUUAGUUCUCGUGGUAAAGACGCCUGACACCACUCGUUGGGUCAAGACUGGCAUCGAGUUUGAAUAUGGAAUCCCCAAUAUCAGCACGGUGGCCAAAGACCAGUGGUCAGACUGGAGUCUUCGUCCACUACUCCCUGAGUCGACGGACAAAGCCACGAUACAAAUGGAAGUUGUCGAUGACGGCAGCUUGUGGGUAUGGCUCGUUGGCUCAGAUGGUAAGAAGCAUGCAUUGAGAGAAGUGACUUGGUAUGCCAGUCUGGACAAGAGUGUGGAAGUAUGGGUUGGGGUCUAUGUUGCCAAACCUGCCCCCAACGGGGAGAAAGAUGACCUGAUCGUCGACUUUGAGGGUUUGGCUAUCGAAACCAGGUGA
Exophiala aquamarina CBS 119918 is the source of this 591-nucleotide messenger RNA. RefSeq lists its product as uncharacterized. The transcript has a single exon. NCBI's taxonomy places the organism in Eukaryota, Fungi, Ascomycota, Eurotiomycetes, Chaetothyriales, Herpotrichiellaceae. The record is from RefSeq and is a predicted model, not a curated record. The coding region runs from base 1 to 591 and encodes 196 amino acids.